Penicillium arizonense is the source of this 1926-nucleotide messenger RNA. RefSeq lists its product as uncharacterized. Gene Ontology annotation, molecular function: chloride channel activity. The record is from RefSeq and is a predicted model, not a curated record. The coding region runs from base 1 to 1926 and encodes 641 amino acids. NCBI's taxonomy places the organism in Eukaryota, Fungi, Ascomycota, Eurotiomycetes, Eurotiales, Aspergillaceae. The transcript has 10 exons.
AUGAGGCUGAAUUUCAGCGAGCCACCAACUCCGACCUUGAGUCGUCAAAACACCACCGUUUUCGGCCAUCAUCAACGGCGCGGCACCCAUCCUCACCGACUGUCCUCGCGCGCAAAGCCAAGACGAUGGCCACUAGUAUUCAGAUUCAUCAAAGGAGCAAUCCACGGGGCAAUCCUACUCCCCGUCUUCUUACAUGCAGUAUUCACUGCCUUGAUCGUGUAUCUAGACACCUAUGUCUUCGACACAGUUGGUCUACCGAGCACGAUCAUUCCCUCCCUGUCAAUAGUAGUAGGCCUAAUGCUCGUCUUCCGCAACCAAACAUCCUACAACCGCUUCUGGGACGGACGCAACGGAAUGAACGCACUAAACACCUGUGUCCGCAAUCUAGUCCGUACAAUCGCAACAAAUAGCUACAACUCCAAGCGCGGGCCCCCAACCGCACCAGAGCGCGAAGACAUCGAGCGUACAAUCCGCAUCCUCAUGGCCAUCCCCUACGCCGUGAAAAACCACCUCCGCGCGGAAUGGGGAGCCGCGUGGGUGUUUGGUAGUUCCAUUGCCGAUGAUUUGAACCAUCGUGGUGGGACCUUGUAUAACCCCGAAUACGCGAACCUGUUACCGGCUGGGUUGGAAGGCCAUGAGGAUGAGGGCUUGGGUCUUCCGUUUCAGUUGACUUUCUUCAUUGACGGUUUUAUUAAGCGUGGCGAGGAGCGUGGCUGGUUUCCAGCUCCUGGGGCUAGUCAGAUGCAGGCGCAGUUGAAUACUUUGACUGAUGCUUAUGGACGCAUGGAGACUAUUAAGUUGACUCCAAUGCCGGUGGCUCAUCUGAUUCAUCAGAAGCAAGUGCUUGCGCUAUUUGGUUGUGUUUUGCCAUUUGCUAUGGUUGACGAGAUGGGAUGGUGGGCAAUUCCCAUUGUCAGUCUGGUUAUUUUCACGCUUUAUGGCAUCGAGGGGAUUGGUUCUCAGUUGGAGGAUCCCUUUGGCUAUGACCGGAACGAUAUCAAGAUGGACGCCCUUGCUGGUGACUCUAAGACUGAAAUUGAUGUUGUUUUGUCCGAGUGGCGGACUCAUUCGAAAGCUAUGGAUGCUUUGAGACAUCAGCCUGCUGGUGCUUAUCAUGGUGAUCUGUGUUUGACGCCUAAUCGAAAUGAUGGUACCAAUGGGGAUGGAGAUGACAAUGCCGAGCAACUCAAAGCAAAAUUCCCAAACAACCACCGCUUGAAACUCGUGGAAGCCAAUAUCUACGACAGAGAAUCCUUGCUCAAAGCAUUCAAUAAUUCUUAUGGCGUGUUCGCCGCAGUGAAUGAUCGACUUCCCGGACAGAAGAUCGAGACUGAGCAAGAUAUGGACCACGAACUUGAGGCUGGUCGUAAUAUUCUGGAUGCUGCUAAGGCUUGCAAUGUGCAACAUUUUGUGAUGAGUAGCUUGCCCAAUCUGACAGAGGCUAGUAAGGGUCAGUUCAGCAAGGUCUUUCACUUUGACAAUAAGUCGAAGAUUGAGGAUUGGGCGAGACGCGAGCUUCCGGCUGUGACUUCGUUGCAUCCUGGACUGUUUUAUACCAAUAUGCAAUGGCCGCAAUAUUGUCGACAGGAAGAAAAUGGAAUUGUGCGGUUCUUUGCCCCCGUAGAAGGACACAAACUCGCCGAUUGGGUUGACCCAAGAUAUGACAUUGGGGUAUAUGCCGCAAAAAUCUUUUCCCUCGGCCCGGAGAAGACACUAUCAAAGACAUACCCGGUCGUCGGUCCAAAGCUGACAUUUGCAGAGUUUGCAAAGAUCUUCACAGAAAGGACUGGACGGGAGGCUGUCUUUGAUCCUAUUACACUUGACCAGUGGGGUGCGACUGUGGCUUCUACCGUGGGCAAAGGGUAUGAGGAGGAUAUUAGACAGAUGAUGCAGUGGAUUUCUGUUGCUCCAGACGAGAAGGGCUAG